This is a messenger RNA of Oncorhynchus keta (chum salmon), 1385 nucleotides long. RefSeq lists its product as uncharacterized. Gene Ontology annotation, biological process: immune response; antigen processing and presentation. The transcript has 4 exons. Gene Ontology annotation, cellular component: membrane; MHC class II protein complex. The coding region runs from base 466 to 1158 and encodes 230 amino acids. Lineage: Eukaryota; Metazoa; Chordata; Actinopteri; Salmoniformes; Salmonidae. The record is from RefSeq and is a predicted model, not a curated record.
GUACUUCUCAGUUUGUAAACCUGCAACAUGGUUAGCCUUGGCUAUUAUAAGUUGUAUAAAAGGAAGUGGUUGGUUACUGUUGCACAAAGAUAAUGCAGUGACUCAGUGCAACCAUAUGAGGAAAUUUAUAUUUUUCCAACACACCACCCAAACCAGAAAUAUCUCAUUCUGUCCAUGUGAGGACUGAUAUUAACUUCAACUCAUUCCACAGGUUAUCACUUACCGUACAAAACGUAUUUAAAAAAAAUGGACAUUUGUUUUGUCAGGUGUGGCAAGGGAAAACAACUAUUUUCACUCAAUAUCAGAAACAGUUUACAGCAGUAUAGCAAGGGGGGACCUUAUUGGAUACCAAGGUGGAGCUUAAUCUUGUUCGUCACACAGUGGGAUGUACCUGUCAAUGAUAGCUGCUUCAACUGGUAGACUUCAGUGUAGUUAUUUGUCUCUAUCUGGGUGACUGGAUGCAUCAUGGCUCUCUGCUGGGUUUAUUGGGUGGCUGGAUGCACCAUGGCUCUCUGCUGGGUCUAUUGGGUGGCUGGAUGCACCAUGGCUCUCUGCUGGGUCUAUUGGGUGGCUGGAUGCACCAUGGCUCUCUGCUGGGUCUAUUGGGUGGCUGGAUGCACCAUGGCUCUCUGCUGGGUCUAUUGGGUGGCUGGAUGCACCAUGGAUCUCUGCUGGGUCUAUUGGGUGGCUGGACUUUCUGCCAUUCAGACCCGGGCAACACCAGCAGGUGGGUACCAGUUCCAGGGGAUAGUUGACUGUGAAUAUGAUGACACCACUGAUAAUAUGAUUUACUUUGUGAAAAACAUAUUCAACCAAACAUUGACCACCAUCUAUGACUCCAGGGUUCAGAAGUAUGUGGGUUUCGGGGAGUUUGGCAUACGCAAUGCAGAUCACUACAACAACAAAGCUUGGAAAAUGGCUAUAAGGAAAGCAGGAGACUAUUUGCCGAUACAGUGCAAGAUUCUUCAAACUGAGCACUUUGGAAAGAAUAGUGCCUCCCAUUGUCAAAGCCCGCCUGACCAAGCCCUCUCGCUACGGGGAGCUGUCCAUGCUGGAGUGCAGCGUUCUAGGCUUCUACCCUCAGGAGGUGAGGGUGAGCUGGCUGAGAGACGGGCUGGAGACCACCAUAGCCGUGACCUCCACAGACACACUGGCUAACGUGGACUGGAGCUACCAGCUCCACUCCUACCUAGAGUUCAGGCCUCAGAGAGGGGAGAGUGUAAGCUGCAUGGUUGAGCACCCCAGCCUAGAUGAACCACUGGAGGUGGUAUGUGAUACCUCAGGCCUGGAUGCUAAAUGGUUUAAAAUGGCAAUAGGGUGUGUUCCCUUUUCAUUGGUGUAGCCAUGGCUAUUGGAGGAGGAGUUUACUACUGGUGGAAGAACAG